Messenger RNA from Magnolia sinica, 992 nucleotides. Its product is annotated as monothiol glutaredoxin-S15, mitochondrial-like. The record is from RefSeq and is a predicted model, not a curated record. NCBI's taxonomy places the organism in Eukaryota, Viridiplantae, Streptophyta, Magnoliopsida, Magnoliales, Magnoliaceae. The transcript has 7 exons. Bases 160 to 672 code for a protein of 170 amino acids.
ACACGUACCUGCAUCAGCUAUAUAGGUGGUUGCUGCUCGCGUCUCUCCUCCCCAUUUCCAAACGCUAAAAACCUGCAGCUCCAAACGCCACCUCGCUCUCUCUCACCAUACACCGCCAGAUCGUUUGUUUCAAUCCACUGCUAAUAUCGAAAUCCACUCAUGGCCAGGUCAUUAUCCAAUAUAAUCUUGAAGGGCAUAGCAGGAUUGCCAGCCACUCGUUCUUUGAGAACAACGGUAAUAUCAGGACCAUAUUACCAACAUGGCAUGGGACAUUCAACAACGGUGACUGGUGAUCCUGAAACUCAUGAAGAUUUUCAACCCACCAACAAACUUGCGAGUUCCGGCCUUUCCACACAUGAUGUCGUUGAGCAGGAUGUCAAGGAAAACCCCGUCAUGAUUUAUAUGAAAGGAGUUCCUAAUGCCCCUCAAUGUGGAUUCAGUGCACUUGCAGUGAGAGUUCUAAAGGAAUAUGGUGUUCCCAUCAGUGCCAGAAACAUAUUGGAAGACCAUGAUCUGAAAAACGGUGUAAAAUCAUUCAGCAACUGGCCCACAUUUCCUCAAAUAUUCAUAAAGGGAGAGUUUAUUGGAGGGUCUGAUAUUAUUCUCAACAUGCACCAGACUGGAGAAUUGAAGGAGAAGCUCAAGGAUAUCACUGUCGAAGCCAAGCAAUGAAAAAGGCAGGAGAAAGCUCUGUACUAAAAUAGAAAUACUAUGACUUUAUGUGGGAGGUCAAACCUUUUUCCUUUUUCUGUGGCAAGAUGCAGUGCUAUGAGGUCUGGUAGGGGAUAAAUUUCUUCUUCUUUUCCCCCCUUUUCUUAAAUCAUCUUAUAGGUUAUGUUUGGAUGCCCAAGUGAGAUGAAUUACAGACAUCCAGUUGAAUAAUGAGGAAAUAGCACAAAUUAGUCACGUCUCCUAGUAUUCAUAAUGAGGAAGUAACUCCGACACUUGUAGGUACUUUGAAAUUUAACUCGAUGCAAUUGCAGUUUGGAGCC